CACAAUCAAUAGUUCCAACCAGAGAACCAACCCAACCAUACUACCCUCUGGGAAAGGGAGGGGAAAGAGAUGGCAUAAGAGACAGAGACAGAGUGGGAGAGGAACACAGCGAAACUAUCUGCAGGCACAGACAGACACAGAUAUCCAUCCAGACAGACAGGAAGGCCUUGCUCCCCAGCACAGAAAGAUGAGCUCUCAGAUGUACACAGACCUGUCUGCGGCUCCCUCGUCUGGCUCAGCCCUGGAGCUACGCUUUGCAGAGGACACCUCUCUCACUGAGGUGAUGCGGCUACGUGUCCAGUCCCUGCAGCGGAGCGGUCAGAAGCGACAGGAGGGGGAGCGGUUGCUCCUCCCCCACGAGGCUGUCUACCGUCUGGACUUCGCCAAUCAGGAGCUGACGUUCGUCCACUGGUCGGUGUCUCUGAUUGGCAAUGGCAGAGUGACUGUCACGGGGAUCUCCCAGCUCUGGACCCCUGACCUCACACACCUGAUGACCCGGCAGCUUCUAGAACCCGUCGGAACAUUCUGGCGGAACGCUGGCGACCCGGAGGACACGCCCCUCAAGUGUCUGGAGGCGGACAUCCAGGAGUUCGGGGAGCGAAUCGCGGAGCUGGCCAAGGUCCGCAAGGUCAUGUACUUCCUGUUUGCCUUUAAGGAGGGGGCGGAGGCUGACAAGGUCAGCAUCUCCGUGGAGUUUAAUCAGGCCUGACCUAUAAACCUUAAAGGGAUACUUUAGGAUUUUGGAAAUGAGGCCCUCUGGACACAGAAGUGUGUGCUUCUCUGUGUCCAGUGUGAAGGUAGAUAGAGGUAGUUUUGCGAGCCAAUGCUAAUGCUAGAAGACUGGAAGUCAUUGCCCUAAUGCAUGUUAGCAGAUACCCAUAGACUUCCAGUCAUUGCGCUAACACUAGUUAGCAUUGGCUCGCAAAACUACAUCUAACUUCCUUCAUACUGGACAUAGACAUACAAAUGGUAUCCACGAGUUCAUCUGACUCUGGGGAAGUAGAUAAAAGGCCUCAUUGCCAAAAUCCCAAAGUAUCCCUUUAACUGCUUCCUCUUCCCUCUACUCCUCUAGUCUCCCUCUCUCCAUUCUAAGGGAAUGCCUUCUAUUACAGCCAUUCUAGGUUGGACCAGUCUACACACCUCUGUCUCUCUUUGCCCCCUGCCCACACAAACCCACCGAGUCCCAUUUCUCAUCUGAGUGUGUGCGCACUUCCUUCCUGAACAUCUAUCUAUGCAUGUUAGUCAACAACCUGCUAGAAACCAUCUUCUGAAGGUACAGUAGUUACACAGUAGUAACAGUAGGCUGCAGAAUCACUAAUUUAGGAGGUUAGAAUCCUAUAGAUACGGGUAACUGCCAAAAUAAAGGAAACACCAACAUAAAGUGUCUUAAUAGGGCGUUGCGCCAGCACGAGCCAGAACAGCUUCAAUGCACCUUGACAUAGAUUCUACUAGUGUCUGGAACUCUAUUGGAGGUUUGCGGCACCAUUCUUCCAGAAGAAAUUCCAUAAUUUGGUGUUUUGUUGAUGGUAGUGGAAAACGCUGUCUCAGCCGCUCCAGAAUGUAUAUAUUUAAGUAUGAUGGAAUGUUAAUUGCUUAAUUAACUCAGGAACCAUACCUAUGUGGAAGCAGCUGCUUUCAAUAUACUUUGUAUCCCUCAUUUACUCAAGUGUUUCCUUUAUUUUGGCAGUUAACUGUACAUUUAUAUUGAAAACCUGAAUGAUAUGAAUGAAUAGGUCUUUCUGAUCCUUCUUAAUAGGAAAUAUUAGAGAACCAAUGCUGCAAUGUAACUCCAACUACCUGCUGUACUAUGACUCUAAUCUACACUGUAUUACUCUCCUAUUACACUGCACUGAUAUACUAGUUACCAUAUUCACUUUGCAUGAAAUAUCACAACAAUAUACUGUAAACUGGCCAAGUCCUCUACUGCUGUCCAAUAAAGAGAUGUAGGUACUCUG
Molecule: messenger RNA, 1955 nt
Organism: Salmo salar (Atlantic salmon)
Lineage: Eukaryota; Metazoa; Chordata; Actinopteri; Salmoniformes; Salmonidae
Gene: ompa
Product: olfactory marker protein a
Biological process (GO): sensory perception of smell; signal transduction
Source: RefSeq, a predicted model, not a curated record